This is a messenger RNA of Miscanthus lutarioriparius, 486 nucleotides long. NCBI's taxonomy places the organism in Eukaryota, Viridiplantae, Streptophyta, Magnoliopsida, Poales, Poaceae. The record is from the annotation of a GenBank genome assembly.
AUGGCGUGCCGGCGAGGACGGGUGCGGGAUGGCGUGCUCCUGCCAUGGCCAGGCGCGCGACUCCAGCGUGAGGACGGUGAAGUUGGCGAGCUCGGGGUGGCGGAGCAGCGACGUGGUGCCGUACAACCGGGGGUCGGCGUCGUGCGGCUGCGAGUAGUCCCAGGCCGUGCCGGCGAGGAGGAAGAAGUGGUCGUGGCCGUGGCGGCGCGCCAGGACCCGCGGCUGGUGGCGCGCCAGGAAGCGCGCGAGCGGCAGCCCGUGGAGCGCCGAGGAGUUGAGGAGGUCCGGGUGGAGGACGUACGGCAGCGCGUCCAGCGCCGCGUAGUAGGGGAGGAACACGGCGUCGGCCUGGGCGGGGCGGGCCACGAGGCGGCGGUGGAAGAAGGGCUCCAGCUGCCGGGCGUCCGUGCGGUACCAGGAGCGGGUGCCGUUGUGGGUGCGCGGGCCCAGCCCGUGAUUGGCGAGGGAGGUGCACGCCGGGACUGA